Vitrella brassicaformis is the source of this 1549-nucleotide messenger RNA. NCBI's taxonomy places the organism in Eukaryota, Vitrellaceae. The record is from the annotation of a GenBank genome assembly.
CUGUGUUGUGUGUCCUCAGCUCAUAGAUAUCAUCCUCACAGCCACACAGACCAAACGUACCUCGAUAUAGACAGCCAGCCAGCCAGCAACACAUGCGCUCAUCCCAGAGAAAGAGACGGACCGACGCGCAUCCAUUUGCAGCACCCAGAGUCCGCGCACGCACGCACCCAGUCACAAAUCACCUUUAAAAAACAUCACACAUCCAGCCCACCAUCAAACCGAUUGUGCCAUUCAGACGGAGAGAGACAGACAGACGCUCAGAGAGAGAGAGAGAGAGAGAGAGAGAGGGGCUCGAGAGCCUCCUGUGUGUGGGCGUGGGCGACGAUUGUGUUGUUUUGUGUGAGGGAAAGGAAAGUGGUUGCAGUCACCUGACUACUCUACCCGUCCGUCACCCACCCCCGGGCUGGCCGCUACUUGCGCUCUAAAUAAAAUAUGACUUCUUCUUGCGUGGGCAUCUGCCCUGCUUGUCGUCAAAAAAGCCCUUCUUGUCGGGGUGGCAGGGCUCACAGUAGCCGUAAUUGCUACACAUGCACUCCUGGGUGAAGCCUUGUCCCCAAGGGCCAGUGGCUUCAUGGUAUUUGUUGCAAAUCCCGCCGAUCAUCUCGGGAGUGGCCACCCACGCGCCAGUCGCAGGGUCCUUGCGCCCGCACGGCUUCAUAGUGAAGGCUUUAGUGGACCUGUUGCAGAAAUCCGUCGUCGCGCCUGCAUCCACACACACCACCCACACCACACACACACACACACAUGGCGUUGGAUGACUUCCAGGAAGCAUAAUUGCAUACCGUGGUGCUGCUGCUGCUCUUCAUGUCCGUAUUCGCCGGUGAGGUGCAUCUCGGCCCGCUGGAUGGCGGCGAGUGCGGCCUCCUGCAUGGUGAGUGCGGCCUCCCGCAUGGUGAGGGAGCUCGUUAUCAUGCCCUUCAGAUCUACCACCUCCUGCUCGAUGAGCGUCAGCGCCGUAAUUGAACGCACGAAUGCAGGCGGCAAACCAUGCAGGGCAUUUGUGGGUGCUGUAGGUGGCACAUGUACGUGCGGGCCUCAUAUAUCUGCCCCUCACGCACGUAAGUACCUUCGCUGGCCUGGAUCUCCUGAGUGCGGCCGAGAAACGACGCACCUGCACAAACAGAGGAAGCCAGAGAAACAUGCCAUCCAUGGAUCAUUCCCGUUCGUGAUAGAUCUCGCCGCUCCAUGGACCAUUCACGUCAACGCCGCAGUCCUUCCCCUCCUCGCAGUCGGGGCCAUAGCUCCCCUCGCCCACCCACAUCUCUGUGGGCACACAUCAGUCAUUCAUCAGUCAUGCGGCCAUCCAUAUGCACAAAAGAGGACCGAACUCACGCAGUAUGGGCAGAUCAGUCAUGGUGGAUGGUUGGUUCGGCGCCUGUGUGUCCCCCCUCUGCUUACGUCGGUCAGAGUUGCGCUGGGCUGCCACAGCGGCCAGGCCGACCACCAGGAUGACGAGGCUGAAACAACGCGUCAUCAUCAUCGCGGCCCAGCAAAUCGCAGACGAUGUGCUCACUCGGCGACUAAGAGGCGCGAGAGAUUUCGCCGGAAC